AUGGCUGCAACACGAGUGGAAGCGCAACAAAGUGAUUCGAAGUAUGAAAAGAGCCAUGAAGACCAGCCGCAGGACAUUGUAUUUCAUAACGGUCGUGAAAAUGUGCGUGGAAUAAUUUUUUGCGAUAAUAAGUCGCAUUCGAAAUCUAAAAUAUCGGGACAAAAUAAUAUAGACGCGGAUAUGAGUCAAUACCGAUCGGACACUAGCACCGUCGUAUCUGUUCAAAACAGUGCGAACGAUGAGCAAAAUUCAGGCAAUUCCAAUCUGGAAAACAGUAAGAAAAAUCGUGAUGGCAAGUCAGUUAAACAUAAUUCUGAACAAAGUUCAUCCAGUGAUCAGCAUUGUACCAAAGUGUCAGACAGUGGUCAGAACAUGCAAAUGUAUAACAUUGGCUUGUCUGGUCGAGGCAGUUAUCACCCAGAUCAUAGAGGACCUGGUGCUCAUAUGCAAAGUAACGCAGAAAGUAGUGGCUUACCACAAAAUCCAUUCAGUCAUUUGAGACCUAUGAAUAGGCACAGUUUACAUAGUUCAAAACCUGUACCAAAUUCUCCAGUGAUGCCAUCAAGACCAAUGAGUGGUGCAUCUAGUGGCCCCCCUGGUAGUGGUGUUGCUAACAUACAACCAAAAUUGUUUUCUGGACAAAGUAUUUCACAGCAGACAGGCCCAACCCCUACACUGAACCAGCUGUUACAAUCGUCACAUCCUCUGCAACGACAUCAGAACAGUUACAGUGAAUUUGCCCUUCAAAAGACUGGUGAACAAGGACCUCCUGUGGGUACUUAUCAUCAAAUGUGGGCACCACACCAGUCGUCAGCAUCAUGUAACCCACAUUCUGUCUGUUACAGAGGCCAAGUAAGUGGUUCUACAAAUUUGUCAAUUAAUAAUGUACAGAUCACUGCAUCAGUGUUUUGUGAUUAG
Gryllus bimaculatus (two-spotted cricket) is the source of this 918-nucleotide messenger RNA. NCBI's taxonomy places the organism in Eukaryota, Metazoa, Arthropoda, Insecta, Orthoptera, Gryllidae. The record is from the annotation of a GenBank genome assembly.